CCGAUUCUUUUAAUAAUAUUUAAACGAUAACUGCAAUCUUCGAAUUCAUUUAUCGAUUUCUUUGAUUUGUCUUAUAAUGUCGUUAGUUGGUGAUGUUCUGGAUUGUGAUUUUAUGAUCAUGUUUAUGUUGCUUAUAAUGUAUUCACUUCGAUUGAUAUACUUGUGUGAUUAGUGGUUGCAUUGAUGGAUUGAUCAACUGUACUCUGUUGGUUUUGACGUCAAACCUAAUGCAGAAUUGUUUAUUUGUUUAAUUAUAGUAUGAACAUUGUUCUAUCGGCACCACUUAUUACUGAUAAAAGCUGAUGUUAUUUGCAAUUUGUCAUAGAAGAGUUACAAAUUUGUGACUCCUUUAAAGGCAUCAGAAAUCUAGCUAGAAUGGAGGUCAUCAUGUCAUCUCCCAUACAGAACUGUUCAGGGUUGGAAAAUGCUGGAGGUGACGUUUCUGCUAGUCUGUGUAGUAAACAUCAGGAAAGAAAGAAGAGAAAGCUGCUCAGAAGAGAAAAUAAUAAAAAUCCUGAUAGCAAACUCGAAGUUGCUCAACAAAAUGUUGAUGUGAUCCCACAGUCUUCCAUUCAGGAUAAUGCAAAUACUGAUCUAGGUACAACUGCAACCUUUCAGCUGRGUAAACGCAAAAKAAGAARGAAUARAAAACUGCUAAGAGAAGAUGCUGAAAACCCUGAGAGCAAACUGGAAGUUGCUAAUGUUGAUAUGAUCCCACAGUCGUCCAUUCAGGAUAAUUCAAAUACUGAUCUAGGUACAACUUCAACCGUUCAGCUGAGUAAACGCCAAAUAAGAAGGAAUAGGAAACUGCUCAGAGAAGAUACUGAAAAUCCUGAGAGCAAACUGGAAGUUGCUCGUCAUAAUGUUGAUGUCAUCACUCAGUCGUCCAUUCAGGAUAGCCCAAAUAUUGAUCUAGGUACAACUGCAACCAUUGAGAUGACUAAAUGCCAAAAAAGAAGGAAUAGAAAACUGCUCAGAGAAGAUACUCAAAACCCUGAGAGAAAACUGGAAGUUGCUGGUCAAAAUGUUGAUAUCAUCACACAGUCGUCCAUUCAGGAUAAUUCAAAUACUGAUCUAGGUACCACUGCAACCGUUGAGCUGAGUAAACGUCAAAUAAGAAGGAAUAGAAAACUGCUCAGAGAAGAUACUGAAAACCCUGAGAGCAAACUGGUAGUUGCUCGUCAAAAUGUUGAUAUCAUCACACAGUCAUCCAUUCAGGAUAAUCCAAACACUGAUCUAGGUACAACUGCAACUGUUCAGCUGAGUAAACGCCAAAUGAGAAGGAAGAAAAAACUGCUAAGAGAAGAUGCUGAAAACCCUGAGAGCAAACUGGAAGUUGUUCGUCAAAAUGUUGAUAUCAUCACACAGUCGUCCAUUCAGGAUAAUCCAAAUACCGAUCUAGGUACAACUGCAACCGUUCAGCCGAGUAAAAGUCAAAUAAGAAGGAAUAGAAAACUGCUCAGAGAAGAUGCUGAAAACCCUGAGAGCAAAUUGGAAGUUGCUCGUCAAAAUGUUGAUAUGAUCCCACAGUCAUCCAUUCAGUAUAACCCAAAUGCUGAUCUAGGUGCAACUGCAACUGUUGAGCUGAGUAAACGUCAAAUAAGAAGGAAUAGGAAACUGCUCAGAGAAGAUACUGAAAACYCUGAAAGCAAACUGGAAGUUGCUCGUGAAAAUGUUGAUAUCAUCACACAGUCGUCCAUUCAGGAUAAUCCAAAUACUGAUCUAGGUACAACUGCAACCGUUCAGCUGAGUAAACGCCAAAUAAGAAGGAAUAGAAAACUGCUCAGAGAAAAAACUGAAAACCCUGAGAGCAAACUGGAAGUUCCUUGUCGAAAUGUUGAUGUCAUCACACAGUCAGAGAGUUUUGCAACCCCUGAUGCAGAGAUGGUGUCAAAAGGAGAAGAGCGCACAAAAGUUGCCAAUGGUCGGAUGGGGUCAGAUAUGCCUAAAAAUGUUCACAUUGAGGGUACAAUACAAAAGAAAAAGAAGAAGAAAUCAAGGAAAGAGAAACCAACUUUAGGUGAAAUUUUGAAUCCCCGACAGUUAGAGGACAUGGAAGUUGCCAUUGGUGAGAUGGAUUCAGGUACAACUGCAACAGAUCAUAUAGUGUCAAAAAAGAGAAAGAAGCAGAAAUUAGAGAACAAGGAUCCAGCCUCAGGUGACAUUUUGGGUACUCGUGGGUGUGUACAAGACAUGGCACUUGCAAAGAAAGGCCUAAGCAGCACUAGAGCUCUUGAAUCAACAAGUGGUGAGUCAGUCUCAUGUAAAACUGCAACUCCUGAUGCAAAGAUAGUGUCAAAAGGAAAAGAGCACACAAAAGUUGCAAAUGGUGAGAUGGGAUCAAGUGAAACGAAAAAUCUUAAUGUGAAUGGUACGGUACUAAAGAGAAAUGAGCAGAAAUUAGAGAACACGAGGCCAAACGUAGGUGAAAUAGUGAAUUGCCAAUACUUGCAGAACCUGGAAGCUGGCAAUUACGAAGCACAUAGUACGAGUGCAGCAAAGAAAAAGAGRSAUAAGCUAAAGAAGAAAGCAGCCAAAGGUGAAAUUUCGACCACCAGUGAGAAUACAGAGGACUCGGUAAUUGCAAAGAAAGACGCAGGUACAAACAAAGUUUUUGAAGCAAUGAGUACCGAGUCAAAAAGAGAAGACAGCAUGGAAAUUGUGAAUGGUGAGAAGUGUCUAAGAACAACUCCCCUAGGUGCAGAUACAAUGAUUAAAAGUGUCGGGUGCACAAAGGUUGUCAGUAGUGAGAUGGGCUCAAGUGGAGCCAUGACCAUUGUUGAGACCACGGGUUCAAGAGGAACAUCACUUGAUAUGAAUACAGUUUCUAAAAGAGAAGAGCACACAUGCUCAAGUGGAACCACAAUUACUAAAACAGUAUCAAAAGUAGAAGAGUGCACAGAAGUUGGCAACAUUGAGACAGACUCAAGUAUAAGUAGGAAGACGGAAAAGCUGAGAAAGAAGAAAGAGGGGGUGGGCUUGAAGGCAAUCGAUGUGAUACCUCAGGUUCCCACAUCAAGGAAAAAGCUUAUUAUUUUAGAUGUAAAUGGGUUGCUCGCAGAUAUUUGUUUUUCUCCACCAAAGGAUGUCAGAGCGGAUAUGUAUAUGCUAAGACGAGCAAUAUUCAAGAGACCCUUCUUGGAUGAUUUCUUGUACUUUUGUUUCGCGAGAUUUCAUGUUGGCAUUUGGUCUUCGAGAACCAUGAAAGUUUUGGAUCCAGUGGUURAUUAUCUGUUGGGAGAUUUGAAGUAUAAAUUGCUCUUUCUUUGGGAUGGUUCCAGUUGCACUAAUUCAGGGAUGAGGACUCUUGAAGAGAAACAUAAGAACAUAGUCUUUAAAGAUCUAAGAAUGAUUUGGGAGAGAAAUGGUCCCGGUAAUUCUUGGGUGAAAGGAACUUUUAAUGAAUCAAAUACAUUGUUGUUGGAUGAUUCUCCGUACAAGGCAUUGCUCAAUCCGAAACACAGCGGAAUCUUUCCUGUGUCUUUCACCUACAAGGAUAAGAAUGAUAACUUUCUAGGUCCUAGGGGUGCUCUCAGAAACUAUCUGCAUGGCGUAGCGGCCACCGAUAACUUGAAGAUGUAUGUGGAACAACACCCAUUUGGUCAAAGUUACAUAGACGAAAAAAACCCACAUUGGAGCUUUUACUCGCAUGUUCUCAAGUCUGGAAAUUACUAGUCCGAGAUCAGCUGUGGAUUAGGCGGCGGGACCCACAAGUUCUCCAGAAUUCGAGGCUUUUUUUCGAGGUAUACUUAACUUAUUGUAUUUCUAGUUUUUGAAUCUUGAUUUUUUCGCAGUACCUCAUGAAAUGAACUUGCUGUGCACUAUGGAAACAAAAUUUUGUUGUAUUGAAUGAUAUUUGCUGCCUUUUGUUGCAACAGCAAAAACUU
This is a messenger RNA of Cynara cardunculus var. scolymus (artichoke), 3887 nucleotides long. RefSeq lists its product as uncharacterized. Lineage: Eukaryota; Viridiplantae; Streptophyta; Magnoliopsida; Asterales; Asteraceae. The record is from RefSeq and is a predicted model, not a curated record. Bases 376 to 3675 code for a protein of 1099 amino acids. Gene Ontology annotation, molecular function: phosphoprotein phosphatase activity. The transcript is spliced from 7 exons.